AAUUUACAUAUUAUGAAAAUCGUAGAAGACCACGGAAUUGUACAAAGUUGCAGUUCAGGAGGUGGCUAAUUCGUCUGUCCUUUUUUUUGGCUCUUUGAAAGAACCAAGAUACUAUGUCCCUUGUCCUGUUUCUUGUCUUAAUCCCCUUUUACUCAUUCUGAAAUGGCUGUCUCAGUUGCUUUUAAAAAAUUAUUCAUGAAGUCUGCUUGGCCUUUUUCAGAAGGACAGUCCAGAUCAACUGUAGUUCUGCUUCCAACCUCUCGAUCUUUUGGUAGUGAUUUUAGACUUCUGCUUUGUCAAAGAAGUUCCUGAUAUGUGCUUCAAAUCACCGGUGAGAUGGUAAAAGUUAGCCUGUUGCCCAGCAUGACGGAUAAACAGAAGACCAAGACUUGUUUGCCACUAAGUGGUCCAGGCACUGAUAUAAAUGUGUCUUCCAUCCACACAGUGGGGUAUUUGGGAAAAUUUUCUCAAAGUACUUUACUCGACCUGCAAGAAUAUUGUCCAGUUUGUGCAGCAGACGGGAAAAGACAGGCCCUACGCAGAUAUUGUAUAAGCUUUGAAGAAUCCAUUCUUCUUUGUGAAAAUCCACAGUGUUUCUUUCCUUUGGGAUGUAAACCAUUGAAUGAGAUCCUAAUUUCAUCCACCUUAGCAAGUCCUCAAUCAUCAGAUUCCAGUGCAAAGAGCGUAUUUGAAUCGGGCUUACUGGUUCAACCGUGCAAACAGAAUAUAAAACGACAAAAAACUUUGAAUUGUAGUGAUGAAGGUACUGGGGAUAGUCUCAGUGGCCUUUCCAAGGAAGGUGCAUUUCAGUUUGCAGACAGUAGCUUAAAUAGAAUUGACAAUUUUGUUCCUUGUUCAAAAAAUGGAAACAAUCAUGAGGCAGUUAAUCCUACUACUGCGAGAGGCACCGUUGUCACAAAUGAACCAAUUCCUGUGGCUCCUGUUCAAUUAUGUGGCAAAAGAAAGGAGCCAUCAGCUGAAUCUGAACAUUCUGGAUUGGAAGUUCCUAAAGAAGAAUUGUAUAUUGAACAAUUAAUUCUUCAGUGGAAGAACACGUCUGCUCUCUGCUGGCUAGACUGUAUAUUAACAGCUUUAGUCCACUUGAAAAUGAUUCGAAAUGUCAUAAACAAUGUAGGAACCGAAGUAGAAUCUCCGAUUAAGAAACUAUGCACCGAAUAUGAUCAGGCAUGUGCACUAUUAUGUAACAGCCAAUGUCAUGGAACAGGUGAUGGUUCAUGGCAUAUUCCUCCUCAGUUGCUUAUUCAGAUAGAAUUAAUACUGAACGAUGUCCGGGAGAGCUGCUUCAAGUUGCUUCAACCAAAGCUGAGGUGUGAAUUGGGAAAACCUGAUAGCCCAGUUUUUGCUUUUCCACUUCUCCUAAGGCAUGAUACCUAUUUUGAGAAGUUCUUUAUGCAGUCGUAUAUUUGGAGUUUUGAAUGUAUUAGGUGUGGUUACAAAUAUGAUGAGAGAUGUACAAAAACUUUGCCUACAUUUACGAAAGUAGAUUCAGAUUGGCAUCCUCUGAAUGCUGUUCAUAAAUCACCCUGCAAUAAAUGUCAAGAUAAAGAUCAAAGGAGGAAAAUGCUUAUAGAACGGAUAUCCUCAAUAUACAUGCUACAUUUUGUGGAUGGCCUACCACAUACGGACUUGAAUGCUUACAGAUUUGAUUUUCAAGGCAGCUUGUACAGAAUCUGCACCGUUAUUCAAUAUUUGCAGCGUAUGAAGCACUUUGUCACUUGGAUUCGGAAUUCUGAUGGUUCUUGGCUUCGAUGUGAUGAUUUGCAAGGUUCCAGUUGCUUCAGAUGUUUAACAUUAGAAGUUCCUGCACCUGAAGUUCACAUUGUCAUCUGGGAAAACAAUGACUUUGAAAAAACAACAUGGAACAAGGAUAUCAUUCUACAUGGUGAUUCUUCAUCUGCGACUUGUCCUAAUGCUCCAUCCAUAAGGACUGAGGUCACUUCCUCUGAUGUGCAACUUCCCACUGAAACAUCAUUAAUGAGUUCUGUUCAGUUUAGUACAGCAGAUAAACCAAUACUCAGUACAUUUAAAGAGAUUACCACACCAUAUAUAGAUUGUGUAAAAGAAAACAAUAUAAAAGGAACUUCAAACAGUAAUUUGUGUUCAGAUCUGGAGCACCCAGGAGAUGAUACAAUGAUAACACUGAAUCUUGUUGAGGUUAAAGUAGAUGAUAAAGGGAAUCCAUUGUGCAGCACUCAGUUCAUACCAGACGCUCAGCGGUUACAAAAUUCACCACAGGUGACUAUUGACCAUAACAUCUCUGUCCAUCCUCACACUGAAGUACAGUAUUCUAAUGAAGAAUCCCAUCAAAUUGCUGAAACUGUUGUAAAUUUUGAUGUGGCUCAAAAGCAUGUUUUGCAUUCUGAAAUGCCAUCUAGUCCAUUUGGAUCCUUGCAAUUACAAGACACUGGUGUACCUGAUGUUCAGCUGCCAAUGUUACAAAGGGAUUCCUCUGUGAAAACCUUGACAGUGACUACAGCUCCAUGUCAAGUAGAAAAAAUGAAAAUCCUUUCUGAAAAUUCAGAAAUUCCCACAAAAUCUGAUAACAAAAUACAAAAGGAAGAUUGCAAUAAAAUCACAGCAUCUCUGAUUGUGAAAUCACCUGCUGCAAAUAAGUCAUCAGCUGAUAUUGCUCGGCCUGCAGUAACUAAACGAAGCUUCACUGGCUGGGGAAAGAGUCUGUUGAAUCGUCACCUUUCGAUAUUGAGCACCAAUGAACCUAGAACAACAACUAAGAAUGAAGUUAGGAAUACUCAAAGGAGUGGUUUGAUAAGAGUGACAAAUUCAAAGCAUCCUGUGAAGGAGCAUUUUGAUGGGUUUAAAAGCAAAAAUCUUCCAAAACUUGCACAAAAGCCAACCAAAAAUCUACCUGAAUCACCAGAUCUAACUAUUCCAAAUAUUACCUGCAUACAGAAGAGCAAUCCUCAACAGGUCAGUAAUAUGAAGGAAAACUGCAAAGAUUUAUUGUCCAAGAAAUUAUCUUUGGGUGCCCAUACUUUAAAUAAAAUACAUCUUUCCAAUUCGUCAAAAUUUGGUAAAUCCUUGAUGCAUGAAACAGGGACUUGUAAUAUGAACUAUCAGGGCUCAGUCCCAGUUGAUAAAACAGAACCGAAUAACAUAGAUUCCAAAGCUCAAAAGCUCCGUCUUAAGUUACUCAAAAAACUUCAAACCAAAAAAAAUCAAUUGGCAUCACUUGACCAACUAAUGAAGACUAAUCAAUGUGGUGAAGCUGUGAGCCCUGAACAAUCAUUAAAUCUUGCAAAUAAUAAUGGAGACCUGGUGUAUGAUGAUUUUUUGAAUGAACUUUGGCGUCAGCCUGGAGUUGAAGACAGUGAAUCUGUUUGUACCAGCUCGAGCGCUUCAUUGAGCAGUAGCCCAAACCACGAUGAAUUACUUGCAGAACUGUUCACUCCAACUACAGCUACUACAUUUGACUGUAUGAAACAUGACUUGAGACUUUGUGAAAUGCCACCAGAUGGAGUAGCAAAUGGUAAACCGAAUAAUGACUACAGCAUGGCUUCAGAGACUGAAAACAAUGACUGCACAUCACCUAUUUCAGCUUUAAAUAUGCAACAACAAGCUUAUAGAAAUGAGUUCAUUGGUAUAACUAACAACCAUGCAUCAUCUUUUGAGAGUCCUAUUAAGGAUGAAAUGUUAGUAGAUUUAUUGUCCAUUUCAACUCUUAAUUCUUUAACAGAAGAACAUGAAUUGCCCAACUUUGAUGAAGACCUUUUUGAAAACUGCUAGGAAUUGAUGGUUCAUUAAAAAAGUAAAAAAAAGUGGUUUAAAUGACAA
Molecule: messenger RNA, 3813 nt
Organism: Pristis pectinata (smalltooth sawfish)
Lineage: Eukaryota; Metazoa; Chordata; Chondrichthyes; Rhinopristiformes; Pristidae
Gene: uspl1
Product: ubiquitin specific peptidase like 1
Exons: 9
Coding region: 337-3765 (1142 amino acids)
Biological process (GO): Cajal body organization; protein desumoylation
Cellular component (GO): Cajal body
Molecular function (GO): SUMO binding
Source: RefSeq, a predicted model, not a curated record